AAAGCUCCCUGCGCAUUGAUCCAUUACGGGCCGUCGCUCAUGCCGCCGCCAGCCGUUUGCGCUUGGGCCUCUCACCGAAGACGGCUCGGCGGCUCGUGCCUUUCGACCUCGAUCUGCCACCAAACACCUCGUGCCCCAUCUCACGCUCCUUUUCGAUGAUGCUGUCUGAUCGACUUUUAGUUGCUGCCAUCGCACUCGUCGUCGCUUCCCUCUUCGCGCGCGGUCUCGGCACCCACUCGCCAGUCGAGCACCUUCCCCGUCACCACCACCAACCAAGCCCGCAGCCUCGUGCUCCCUCUCAUCCCACGAGCAGCUACACCCUCUCCUUCUCUCUCUCCACUGUGACCGACUUCCUGUCCUUCUUCGACUUUGCCGCAGUCGCAGACCCUUCGGGCGGAGUGGUCGAAUACGUCAACCAGUCCGAAGCCAAGCGGCUCCAUCUCUACGGUCCUGGGCAAGAUGGGAGCGGAUUUCGCUUCUCUGCAGACCUCACCGAGUCCAACAUCACCGGACCCGGUCGAAAGUCUCUACGUUUCGUGAGCAAAAAGACUUACGGUGACGGUUUGUAUAUAUUCCAAGUCCGUAAAGGCCCCGCUGGUUGCGGUGUGUGGCCUGCCCUUUGGACGGUGAUCGAGAAGGAUUGGCCGCUACAUGGAGAGAUAGAUGUGCUUGAGUGGUCGAAUGGGAGAAGGAGGUUCAAUAGUCCCAAUCUACAUACGGGGCAAAACUGUACCAUGCCUGGUGAUCAGGGGGGGAAGUACUACUCCGGACGAUCGCAGGGGAUACUGGAUUGUGAUUCGAUUAACGGCAAGAACGGCAACAUAGCCUGCGGCAUCGACUCAGUCUCCUCUCCCCUCUCUUCUGGGGUAGCCCACAAUGCUAAUGGCGGAGGUUACAACGUUAUGCAUCGUACCUCCUCUGCAAUUACGCACUGGUUCUUCACAGAAUGCUCAGCUCCUACCAUCAUUACCAAUCCGCCCUCCCAUCUUCCCGCUGGAUGGGAGGAAAGCCUAGGCAAGCCAGACGCCCGCUUUCCCUCUUCCAAGAGCUGCGAUCUGGCGGCCAAGUUGAACGAGCCACACAAUGUGAUCAUGAACAUCGACUUUUGCGGCCUUGCUCAAGGCUACUGGGAAGAAGAGGGUUGCCUUGCCGUCGCGCCCGACUGCUACAGUUGGGCCAAGACGCCUGAUGCGACGAGGUACUACAGGUUAGAGGGGCAAAGUGUUGACUUUGAUAUUGCAAGGUUCAGCUAUUACAAGAUGGAAUGAGGGAGAGGCUAUGUGGGUUGGCAAGAUUGAUCUCCGGACCUUAUCAGCCGCAGAAGCCACGGAUGAGGAAGGCUGAUGCGGUUAUGAGGAUCCGUUG
Messenger RNA from Jaminaea rosea, 1365 nucleotides. RefSeq lists its product as hypothetical. Bases 156 to 1268 code for a protein of 370 amino acids. The record is from RefSeq and is a predicted model, not a curated record. Gene Ontology annotation, molecular function: hydrolase activity, hydrolyzing O-glycosyl compounds. NCBI's taxonomy places the organism in Eukaryota, Fungi, Basidiomycota, Exobasidiomycetes, Microstromatales. Gene Ontology annotation, biological process: glucan catabolic process. The transcript has 2 exons.